Molecule: messenger RNA, 599 nt
Organism: Drosophila arizonae
Lineage: Eukaryota; Metazoa; Arthropoda; Insecta; Diptera; Drosophilidae
Source: RefSeq, a predicted model, not a curated record
UUCAAAGUGAGAUGCACAUGUGUAAACGUAAGCGAAAAGUAAACAUGGAAAUCAAUAAAACAGAAAUUGAAGAAAAGCCAGCCAUACCUAAAAUGACAUACACUCAAAAAGUAUUAUCAAUUGGAGAUGACGAAAGCACAGCGAGCGAAAAAUCUGUUGAGCACCGUAACGUGCAUAUUUUACAAAAGAGUUUCAGAAAACAUUUAUGCCAGCUCUUAACUGGGAGCCGAAUACCCAUCGAAGUGGUCGAAGAUUGGAAUAGAGUGGAUAGAUUUGGAGUAACUAGUAUUAAAAAAGAUAAACAGCCCAGACGUUAUCAUUUUUAUCUGGUACAUGGGAAUAUUUACAAGCCGGGUGAUAUUUUCUCUGAGCCGGUAUUCGAUGGAAAGGCAAUCAUGGAGGUUGUAAGGAAUCGUCUAAAUGGUGAGAAUUGGAUAUCAGUAAACGUCAUUGAAACACCUCUCAGAACUAAAUUCGAUCGUAUUCUAUACCACAGCUCCAAUCAAUUCAUUCAACAAGUUGUUUCGGAUGCUCUGAACACAGAAGCACCGAAACUCUUUACGUUCCUGCAAUUCUUACAUAGAAAUAGGCAUAAAUAA